Messenger RNA from Hyaena hyaena (striped hyena), 3687 nucleotides. RefSeq names its product cilia and flagella associated protein 251 (gene CFAP251). The coding region runs from base 104 to 3475 and encodes 1123 amino acids. Gene Ontology annotation, cellular component: sperm flagellum. Lineage: Eukaryota; Metazoa; Chordata; Mammalia; Carnivora; Hyaenidae. The transcript is spliced from 23 exons. The record is from RefSeq and is a predicted model, not a curated record. Gene Ontology annotation, molecular function: protein binding.
ACGGCCGCUGGAGGCAAGGGAGGUGUCCAGGGGUCCAGGCGGCGGGACCGCCGGGCCAUUGAGGCCCACGGAGGGCGCGCUCUAGGAAAUUCUACAAAGAAGAAUGUCAGGUGCAGGGGAAGACCCACUAGAAGAAACAGAAAAAGAUGGAGACACAGAAAUGGAAGAAGAAGAAGAAGAAGAAGAUUAUAGUUCAUAUUAUAGAGAGGCAGAAAGCAUGCUGCAGGAGUUGAAGGAAGAUGAUAUAUUGGAAUGGGGAAAGCCUUGGGAGGAGGAGGAGGAGGAAGAGGAAGGAGAGGAGGAGGGGGAGGAGAAGGGCGGGGAGGAGGAGGGAGAAGGUGGGAAAGAGGAGGCUGUCAGAGAAAAAAGGAAGGAAAGGGCUGCAGCGGUGAGGGCAGAGGUAGCUGCGGGCAUACAGGAAGAAACCACAGCGAAGCCCCAAGAAAUCACCAAGUCCAAGAUCAGUGUGAAGAAACUUCCAUUGACGGAUUCCCAGGCAGGAACUUUUCUACCCUCCAGGAAGCUCGGGGAGAAUGCCGACCAGCUGCCCCAAGAUGAAUUGGGACAAGGAGGGACAGAUUUGGAAACAGAAAAGGGAGAAAGGAUACAAGACAAAAGAUCAUCAUACUUAAGUGAGGAAAAAGAAAAAGAAUUCCAGCCCAAGACGGAGAUGCCAAAGGAUUCACUGGUGGCCACCAGCAAGGACAUUCUGUUCCAAAACAAUGACAGAGCCAACGCGUACCCUCUGACCUUGACUUGGUCUUUCGGCUGGAACAGUUCUCUUCCUGUUUACUACAUUCGAGACGAAAACCAGAGAGUUCUUCUGUAUGUCUGUGCUCACAAUGCAGUCAUCUACAAUGUUUUAGAGAAUAAUCAGCACCAUCUUCAGGGCCACCCCAACAUGAUCUCCUGCCUCUGCGUCAGUGAGGAUAGGCGGUGGAUUGCCACGGCCGACAAAGGGCCCGACUGCCUGAUAAUUAUAUGGGACUCCUUCACAGGCAUUCCUGUGCACACAAUAUUUGACAGCUGCCCAGAAGGGAACGGCAUCAGAGCCAUCGCCAUCACCUGGGACGCCAAGUAUCUGGCGACCAUCUCAGAUGCUGAAAUCCAGAAAGUUUGCAUCUGGAGGUGGACUUUAGCAGUGGAAACACCAGCAUGUACCCUUGACCUUCCCAAAGAGUAUGGAUUUCAGAACUACCUUACUUUUAAUCCAACAAAUAAUAAAGAAUUGGUGAGCAAUAGUAAAACACAGGCAAUAUAUUAUUUGUGGUAUGAAGAGGAAGGUAUACUCGCUCACAGUGCCCCACGUUUAACAGAAAAAACAUUCAACAAGCUUGUGGGAAGAUUUAGCCAGUCAGUCUUUCAUUUGAAUUUAACACAAAUACUCUCAGCAACAAUGGAAGGGAAGCUGGUUGUCUGGGACAUAUACCGCCCCCCAUCGCCCGCCUCCGCCUCUCCAGGCUUUCCUUAUAUCAAACCUUGUAAAUUGGUUCAUUUGCAGAAGGAGGGCAUCACUGUGCUUACUACAGUUGAUAGCUAUAUUGUCACAGGUGACAUUAGAGGUAACAUUAAGUUCUACGAUCGCACCCUGUCCAUUGUUAACUGGUACAGCCACUUUAAACUGAGCCCCAUAAGGACCCUGUCCUUUUCAAGGACCCCAGCAGCUCCGCCUACCGAAAAAUCAAACUAUCCUCCAGACUGCACUUUAAAAGGUGACCUUUUUAUCAUAAGGAAUCUUAUCAUUGGAACAUCUGAUGCUACAGUGUACCACUUAACGACAGAUGGGACCAAACUUGAGAAGUUAUUCGUGGAGCCCAAGGAAGCCAUUUGUGCCAUCUCCUGCCACCCAUAUCAACCCCUCCUCGCCAUUGGCAGUUUCUGUGGGAUGAUCAAAGUGUGGGAUUAUGAAAAGAAAAAAUACCUUUUCAGCAGGGUCUUUGAGAAGGGGCUCGGCAUCCAGAGUCUAACCUAUAACCCUGAAGGAGACCUUCUUGGAGCUGGCUUCACCGAGGGGACAGUUUAUAUCCUUGAUGCAAUGUCCUUAGAAAACCAAAUCCCAGAGCCUUUCAAAUAUUCCAGAACCAGCGUGACUCACAUCAGCUUCUCCCAUGACUCCCAGUACAUGGCAACUUCUGAUGUACGAUUUACUGUGUCUGUUUACAUGGUGGUAGUCAGAGAUGGACACAGGGUCUGGGAGUAUCUGGCAAGACUUCGUUCUCAUCGCAAAAGCAUUCGCAGUCUCCUGUUUGGGGUUCAUCUGGACAGCAAUGUGCCAAGACUGCUGAGCCUCGGGAAAGACAGACUCUUGAUCGAGUAUAAUCUUCUUAAGAGCUCCAAAGACCACCUGGAGGUCCUGGACAUUCACCGAACCGAUCAGGACAACCAUCCCACCUGUAUGGUCUGGUACCCACCGCUCACCAAGGAACUCUUCCUGCUCAUUUGCAACAGUGGCUACAAAGUGAAACUUUUUAAUUCUACCACGAAAAUGUGCAGAAAGACACUUCUUGGGCCAGUUUACGGCUCUUCCAUUGAGCAGGUACAGAUCCUCCCUGUGAAAAGCACCUUGGACCUGCAGAAACGCUACAUGGUGUUUAUUAACAGAGACAAGGUUGGACUUCAGAUCUUACCAAUCGAUGGCAAUCCACAUAAGACAUCUGCUAUUAUAUGCCACCCAAGCGGGGUGGCUGGAAUGGCCCUUUCCUAUGACGGGUGUUAUGCCUUCACAGCAGGAGGGCGGGAUCGAUCGGUGGUGCAGUGGGAAAUCAACUUAAGUGCUCUGGAGGCUGCGGUGUCUCUUGGGGGCGAAGACUUGACCCCGUUCUACGGUCUGGUGGCUGGUGGCAGGGAAGGAAAAUUCUACAGGGAGCUGGAAGACUACUUUUACUAUUCUCAACUCCGCAGUCAAGGAAUUGAUACAAUGGAGACCAGAAAGGUGUCGGAACACAUUUGCCUGUCGGAGCUUCCUUUUGUCAUGAGAGCAAUUGGCUUCUACCCCUCCGAGGAAAAGAUUGAAGAUAUGUUUAAUGAAGUCAGAUUUAGUGAGUAUGUGGACACUGGAAAGCUAAUUGACAAAAUCAACUUACCAGAUUUCUUUAAAGUUUACCUCAAUCACAGACCACCUUUUGGUAACACCAUGCGUGGCAUUCAGGAUAGCUUUAACGUCCUCGGUUUUACCAAUUCAAGCGGAAAGAAGGUUAUACGAAGAGAAGACUUCCUAAAACUGCUUCUAACGAAAGGUGAGCACAUGACAGAGGAGGAGAUGUGUGACUGCUUCGCUACGCUGUUUGGACUGAAUCCUGAGGGGUGGAAAUCUGAGCCCGCAGCCUCCUCCGUCAAAGGUUCAGAAAUCUGCUUUGAAGAACAACUUCCAGACGAAAUCACUGCAGAAAUAUUCGCGACUGACAUUCUUGGCCUAACCAUUUCACAAGAUUUCAGACAAGAUCCUAUGGUCAGCGAAGUUGUAAGGAAUGCUUGAGGCACAAAGGACUGUGUGUGUGCGCGGGGUUUGUUGUUUCUUUUUUUUUUUUUUUUCUUCCCAAGAGGCGCUGCUUUCCCUGUAUUUCCCUGCCCCCCACUGUCAUCUCUGGAACAUUUAGACAUUAAAAGCAAAUUUCUGUUAAGCAGUGGAAUUCACAAAGUUGGACAUUCCACUGUUUCUCAAAUAGAAAAGUGGCUGGAGGCAAAAGA